AUGGAUGCCGGGAAAAAGGGGCUUCCCCAAGAGUCUCGCUUCUCAGCCCAACCGCCGUACGUGGGCAGGUGGCUGAGCCUCUUCUUCCUCACCUGUGCUGUCUACCUCCUUCUGUGGACCCCCGAGGCCCCGCCAUCCCGGGUCGGCGCCCUGGUCAAGUGCCUGCCUGUCCUCUGCCUGGUGGUGCUCCUGCGGGCCGUGCGCUCCAGCGCGCUCCUGCAGGGGGGCCUCCUGUGCUCGGCCGUGGGGGAUGCCUGCCUCCUCUGGCCCGCGGCCUUCCUCUACGGCGUGGCCGCCUUUGCUGCGGCCCACUUGCUCUACCUCUGGGCCUUCGGCCUCACUCCCCUGCGGCCAGGCCUUCUGCUGCCCAUCGUGCUGGCCUCGGUGCCGUACUGCGGCCUCCUGCUGCUGCACCUCUCACCCGGCAUGGUGCCGCCCCUGACGGCCUACGCCCUGGCCCUGGCCACCAUGCUGUGGCGUGGCCUGGCCAGAGGUGGGAGCGCCAGCUGGGGCGCCCUGCUCUUCACGCUCUCCGAUGCUGUGCUGGCCUGGGACACAUUCUUCCAGCCCCUGCCCCACGCCCGCAUGGUGGUCAUGGCCACCUACUACUCCGCCCAGGUCCUCAUCGCCUUGUCGGCCUUCCAGGGCCCUGGGCUCCAGACCAACUGACCAGGGGCCCAGGCGGGCGGGUGU
Ceratotherium simum simum (southern white rhinoceros) is the source of this 693-nucleotide messenger RNA. RefSeq names its product transmembrane protein 86B (gene TMEM86B). Gene Ontology annotation, molecular function: hydrolase activity. Gene Ontology annotation, cellular component: membrane. The record is from RefSeq and is a predicted model, not a curated record. NCBI's taxonomy places the organism in Eukaryota, Metazoa, Chordata, Mammalia, Perissodactyla, Rhinocerotidae.